Messenger RNA from Phodopus roborovskii (desert hamster), 1221 nucleotides. RefSeq names its product olfactory receptor 51E1. The record is from RefSeq and is a predicted model, not a curated record. The coding region runs from base 39 to 992 and encodes 317 amino acids. Gene Ontology annotation, molecular function: G protein-coupled receptor activity; olfactory receptor activity. NCBI's taxonomy places the organism in Eukaryota, Metazoa, Chordata, Mammalia, Rodentia, Cricetidae. The transcript has a single exon. Gene Ontology annotation, biological process: G protein-coupled receptor signaling pathway. Gene Ontology annotation, cellular component: membrane.
AACCUGCCUGGUACUGGCUACAUCUCAGUUCUUUCAGUAUGGUGGACAUCAACAGCAGCGAGUCCAGUGCUACCUAUUUCAUCUUAAUAGGCCUCCCAGGAUUAGAAGAGGCUCAGUUCUGGCUGGCUUUCCCAUUGUGCUCCCUCUACCUUAUUGCUGUGCUAGGUAACUUGACAAUCAUCUACAUUGUGAGGACAGAGCACAGCCUCCAUGAGCCCAUGUAUAUCUUUCUUUGCAUGCUUUCUGGCCUAGACAUCCUCAUUUCCACCUCAUCCAUGCCGAAAAUGAUGGCUAUUUUCUGGUUCAAUUCCACUACUAUCCAGUUUGAUGCUUGUCUAGUACAGAUGUUUGCUAUCCAUUCCUUAUCUGGCAUGGAGUCCACGGUGCUGCUGGCCAUGGCCUUUGAUCGCUAUGUGGCCAUCUGCCAUCCUCUACGUCAUGCCACUGUGCUUACAUUGCCUCGUGUUGCCAAGAUUGGCAUGGCUGCUGUGGUCAGGGGUGCUGCACUAAUGGCACCCUUACCUGUCUUCAUCAAAAGGUUGCCUUUCUGUAGUUCCAAUAUCCUUUCCCAUUCUUACUGCCUACAUCAAGAUGUCAUGAAGCUGGCCUGUGCUGACAUCCGUGUUAAUGUCAUCUAUGGUCUCAUUGUCAUCAUCUCUGCCAUUGGCUUGGACUCACUUCUCAUCUCCUUUUCAUAUUUGCUUAUCCUUAAGACUGUGUUGGGCUUGACACGGGAAGCCCAGGCAAAAGCGUUUGGCACUUGUGUCUCUCAUGUGUGUGCUGUUUUCAUAUUCUACGUGCCUUUCAUUGGAUUGUCAAUGGUGCACCGUUUUAGCAAGAGACGUGACUCUCUCCUUCCUGUCAUUAUGGCUAACAUCUAUCUGCUCAUUCCUCCUGUGCUCAACCCCAUCGUCUAUGGAGUGAAGACGAAGGAGAUCCGGCAGCGCAUCCUACGUCUUUUUCUCACAACCACACACACUUCAGAUCACUAGGAAUCCAUGAUGAAACCUCCCUCCAUUCAACAUUCUCUAAUUCCUACUUUAAUAUCAGCAUCUUGGAAGACAGUAUUAAGAAAACAAAUCUUUCUUAUUUGAAGCACAGCUCAGAGCUUUCAAAGAGGAAACUGGCUGUGGAAUUUCCAUGGGAAUGGAAUAAAACCAGCAAUUUCCAUUUUCCAACAUCAGAUUUCGUUUUGAUUUUUCUCUGUAUGGUUAUUAAGAC